Molecule: messenger RNA, 810 nt
Organism: Trichoderma aggressivum f. europaeum
Lineage: Eukaryota; Fungi; Ascomycota; Sordariomycetes; Hypocreales; Hypocreaceae
Exons: 1
Coding region: 1-810 (269 amino acids)
Source: RefSeq, a predicted model, not a curated record
AUGAAGUACAACACUGCCACCCUUUUCGCUGCUGCUGCAGUCCUGGUGUCCAUCACCUCUGCAUCUACAUCCGCCUCGGCUGAGUGCGAUCACUUCAUGGCUGGAGAGUCUGGAGAGCCCGGCAUUUGCCCCAUGCGCCCAGUCACUCCACUGCAGGAGCCCGAGGACCAAGAUCCUGAGGACCUGCCCCCUUGUGUUGAAGUUAUCAUCAGGGACAAUGAAUGCCGCUUUUCGCCCGUCAUAACUGGCCCGAGCCUUUCAGACGUUUCGGAUGCUUACCUCGAGGCAGCUGAUGAAUGCAACUGCACCGGGACCUCGUUCGCCCAUUGGCUCAACUGCCAGAGCUGCAUCCUCGAAUCAGGCCUUGCUGAGGACGACGUCAACCAGAUUUGGCUCCGGAUCUUGACGGGGGCAAAGUCGCUUCUGUGCGGCUCGGACGAGCCUGAUGACGACUUUCGACCGGCUCCAACGACUCCCGCGCCCAUCUUCUCUCCCAUUCGCCCCACGGAUUUUCCCAACUUUCCCCCCAUCACGGAUGCCCCCUUGGACGCCAAUCAGGCUGUAACUCAAAUGUCUUGUGGUGAAGAGUUCAGCAAACAACAAGACAUCAGCAUCACCACCGUCACCGAUAUCACACCCACAGCUUCUCCCACCAAUCAAUCUUUUGCAGCUACAACCUUGGCAACUCCGACUAUCGCAAUGGUGCCCCCUGGGUUCAACACCAUCGAAACGACCAAUGGAGCCUCCUCACUCGGAAAACCUGCGCUGGCUUUGGUGAUUGUUGGCAGUCUUGUUCUUGCAAUGCUGUGA